GGCGGCGGCAGCGGUUGCCAGGUGCCGGCGUUGCCGCCUUGAGACCCGUAAUAUGGCGGGGAGGAGGAGGAGGAGACGGCGGCGGAGCGGGCUACGCUCUGCAGAUAUAGCCUAAUCCUUUUGUUUCCUCCUGAGGUCGUGGAAGGAGGGAAAGAAAGAGAGAGAACGAAGGAGCGCUGGGGGUUGCGGAAGAGAAGUAGCUUAAUUGCGUGAUAAUGGAGGAAUAUGAGAAGUUUUGUGAGAAAAGCCUCACCAGAAUCCAGGGAGAGUCACUAUCUGGAGAAACUUUUCCACCUAGUCAACCUGAGAAUAUUUCACUCAUUCGUUUCCAUGGAGUUGCUGUGCUUUCUCCAUUGCUCAAUGUUGAGAGAAGAAAAGAAAUGCAGCAAGAGAAGCAGAAAGCACUUGACAUAGAAGCACGCAAACAGAUUAGUAGGAAGAAAGCCUUACUGAAUCGUGUCCAGGAGAUUCUGGAAAAUGUUCAGGUCAGAAAAGCACCAAAUAUAAGUGAUUUUGAUCGGUGGGAACCUGAAGAAGUUUACCUUAAUUCAGAAGUUAGAGACUUGGAUGAUCCCACUAUACUUCCAAACAAUAGUUUGCCAAGUCUUCCUGAAGAGUCUGCCUCAAAAAAGGUUGAAGAGACUAUUGAAAUUUUGCCUUCUGAUACCACCGCUCAAGUAAAAUUGAAUGGGACAGAGUCAGAUCAAGGUAUAGGAACUUGCAUUUCUGUCAAACAAAGUGACAGCCCUAAUCCUAAUUUGUUGGAAAAUGAAAAUUCUACAGAGACAUCUUCAGAUACCUCACAGAAGACUCUGAUUGUAGAUGAGAUCCCCAAAAGAGAAGGAGAAUUGGAGCCCUCCCUGGUCGAGGAAGCCCCCUCAGAUCCUUAUAUGAUGAGCCUUCAGAAUCUUAUGAAAAAGUCAAAGGAAUAUAUAGAACGAGAACAAACUCGUCGCAGCAUGAGAAAUAACUCAAAGAAUUGCAGUUCUGAGAGCCACUCGGACAAAGAGAAUGACGCUGUUAAGAUGAGCCACUCUGGGAAAGAGAAUACAAGGUUUAUAAGCAAAAGUUGUAGUUCAGUUUCCCUUGAUAAACCAAGCCUUAAUCAAUCAAACAUUCUUCUCCAAAGUGCUACCACCCAGAUGAGCAACAUGAGCGCUUUAGCUUUGGUAAGCUUCUCCAAAGCAGACAUACCUGUGCGAAUGGGCACGCCAACUCUUUUGGAUUCGGAUGAAGAUGAAGAUUUUAAAAUCACUUCCAAAUAUGAUCCUGAAAGUAGUGUGGUCAAAAGUUUUACAGGUUCCUAUGCCAAGUUACCUAGUCCAGAGCCAAGUGUGAGUCCUAAAAUGCAUCGGAGACGACCUAAGUCUUCAUCAACAGGUCACAUACUUAUAAAUAACCCAGUCAAUGCCUAUGAAUUGAGUCCCAAGGAAAAAGGAAGGGCUGUGGAUUUAAUCAUACAAGAUGUCAAUGAAAAAACAGAUAUACCUGAGUCUGUGCCAAAAUUCCCUAUUGAUUUAACUGAAGCUUGUUCUAGCAAAGUUCAUGUUGUCAGCAAAAAUGUGUCUGAAACUGGAGGUGAAGAAUCAGUCUUAGGUAAAUCAAAUGAAAUAUGUCAACAUUCAAUCAGCCAAUUAGAAAACAAAGUCAUUCAUGUAACUGCUACAAUGGAGGGUCAAAUAACAUCUAAUGAGAGAGAGUCACAUAAAACAGACAAUAAUUGUACUAUAGUUCCAAAAUUGCACGAGCCAUAUGCAACAAGUCAGUGUAUAGCAAGUCAAACGUGUGGAAUAAUGAAUGUAAUUAAGCCAACUCAUGUGUUAGAAAAAAACUAUAAUUCACAAGUGGAACUGAAUAAAUCUUACGAUGUACAAAACCCAUCCCCACUACUGAUGCAAUGCCAGAAUAAAAGACAGCAGAUGGAUACACCGAAUGGGUCCUGUGGAAAUGACCAGUUUGUGGAAAACAGUUUCGAGAAGGUUAAGCGGAGACUUGAUUUGGAUGUUGACGGCUUGCAAAAAGAAAACAGCCCUUAUAUCCUAACAGGGACAGUGGAACGGGAAAGACGACGGAUACAGGAAAAAAGAUUUCCCAAGGGAUGUGUCUACAUGAACAAGAAUGAGAUGUUAGAAAUUAGUUCCAGAGAAGGAGAAGAGAUGCUAAAAAAUAAGAUGUUGGCAUUUGAAGAAAUGAGAAAGAGACUCGAAGAACAGCAUGCUCAGCAGUUAUCAAUACUUAUAGCUGAGCAGGAGAAAGAACAAGAGAAAUUACAAAAGGAAAUAGAAGAACAGGAGAGAAUAUUAAAAGAGAAGAAGGAAAUUACAGCAGAAAAACCUGAAGUGAACCUUAAUAAUGCAGUGGAAUCAGAAUGGAGAAAAAUAAGUGACAGUGGCUUACUAGAAACAAUGCUAUCACAAGUGGACACUCUCCAUAUUGCAAAUUCAAAUAGUUCUGGUUUUACAAAUUCUACCCUACAACAUAGCUUUGGUUCUACAAGUGAAGUACCAUUCUACCUCUGGGGAUCAUCAACGAGUGCUUUGCCCAAAAUCCCAGUAACAAGGCCUCUUGGAAGGGGCAAACCUAGAUGGUCUCAGGUUUUUAGUCUAGAAGUACAAGCAAAAUUUGACAAAAUAACUGCAGUGGCAAAAGGAUUUCUUACUCGUCGGCUGCUACAGACAGAAAAAGUGAAACAUCUCCGGCAAACAGUAAAAGAUACUAUGGAAUUCAUAAGAAGUUUUCAAUCAGAAGCUCCAUUAAAAAGAGGUUCGGUUUCAGCACAAGAUGCUUCUCUCCAAGAAAGAGUAUUAGCUCAGCUUCGAGCUGCCUUAUUUGAUAUUCAUGAUAUAUUCUUCAUAAUGGAUGCAACAGAAAGAAUGUCCAUUUUACAUCACGAUCGAGAAGUGCGUAAAGAGAAAAUGCUUAGACAAAUGGAUAAAAUGAAGAACCCACGAGCAUCUCUUUCAGCUGCAACACAGAAAUCUCUGGAUAGGAAGAAGUACAUGAAGGCUGCUGAAAUGGGAAUGCCAAAUAAGAAAAUUCUUAUACGACAAAAGCCUUCUGAAACAAGAGUACUUCAGCCAAGUCAAGGACAGAAUGCCCCUAUUCAUAGGCCGCUUUGUAGACAAGGAACCCCUAAGACAUCAGUGAAGGGGGUUGAGCAAAAUAGAGAGAAGUCCUCAGACAGCAGAAUGCCUAACAGAGUGCGUGCUUCAGGUGUGUAGAAAAUGAGUUUCUGAAUCUCAUGUAAUUGAAAAAAGAGCAUAUGCAGGAAAAACCCAAAGAAAGCAGCCAAAUGUUGCGACAAUUUAAGAAGACAGCAUUCAUUAGGAUAAAACAAUGUGGUUGUGUUCAUGUACUUUUCCCAGCCCAAGAAAGUCAAGUGGAAGGUUGAGGAUUAUUCAAUAAUGUAGAGGAAUCCUACUCUAAAUCCACUUUUUCAGUAAUAAUAGGUUUAGGUAGGGACAGACAGUACAGAAAAAAAUAUUUCAAGUCUGCUUUAACUAUGUAGUCAGAAUUUUGCUGUUUAUGUGUAUAAGCUUGCAAAAGAUGUAUAUUUUCCAGAUUUUAAGGACAUUUGAACUGUUUUUGUGGAAAAUUAAAAAGAUGUGGCAAAAUUUUCAUCAGUCCUGGAAACACACACAUUUUACUUAUAAGAAACUUAUGUGUACUAUUGUAUUUGGUAAACAGAUUUCAUGAUACCUUGUUCCAGGGGAGAAUAGUGUAGAAACAUAUUUUGUUGUGGUUUUUUUUUAAUUUUUAAAAACAAUUUUCAUUAGACCCUCAGUGGAGUUGAGUCCCAAUUUGUAAAUAUUAACAUGGACUAAGGUAUUUACAUAAAUAAACUAAAACUAUGGUUUAGGGAGCAUUAAUUGGGUAAAAAUUAACAUAGAAUGAAAGUUUGGGAUAUCAUUUUUUGUCACAUUGACUAAUUUUUAUUCUUCUGGAUACCUGUAUGCUAACAACAGAUAUAUUAAAUCCCCAUAUAUGUUACUAAUACUUGUUAAAGCAAUUUCAUAGGAUUGUCACUUCCCCAUAUGGAGCAAGAAUUUUUUGAGAAGACAGCACAAUCUUCUUGAAUAUAUCAUAUUUAGGAAUGUACUAAAUCCACUAUAGUUUAAAAAACAAGUUAUUGCAUGCAAUUAUAUUUUCUUUUUGAGUAUAACAGGUUUUUUUCAGCAGUCUUUCUCCUUUAUGACAUUCUGCUUUUUCUAGGAUGCUAAAUUUUGGAGAGAAUAAAGGGCUGUAUUUAAGAAAUCCAAAUUUUCAAAUAAGGGUUGAUUUUUAAUGUGUGAAUGAAUAUAUACGUGCAUAUAUGUAUGUAUUUAUACACAUACAACACACAGUAUCCACACAGAUAAUGGUGUGUUUUUAUAUACACAUACAAUUGAAAUUUAAACAUUACCCAGAAUAACAGGAGCCAAGAAAACUCAAUUUUUUAAAAAGACAAUUUCAUUUCUUCUUUAUCAAGACAUUUUGGAAUCUUAAGGAAAAGGCUUUAUGCUUCUCUCAUAUGUAAAUGUGGACCAUUAAUCUUUCAAACUAGAAUUUUAAAGAGAGAUAAUGUUGAAUUUUAGAGAGAAUACUGGUAAUUUUGUAAAGCAGAGUCUACUUAAGUGAAGGCUGGUUUUCUCCAAUUUUCUGCUCCAUUUAAAAAUCACUUUUUGCCUCCAACUACAGACCGAAAACAAUUACUCUGGGAAUAAACUUGAUUAUCAUUCUUGGAAUUUUUACAUAAUUUAUUGCCUGAGUGAACCAGGAAAUUAUAGGAGAGCCAGCAAAAUGCCCUAAUUAGAUUUCUUAUUAAUAAGUGAAACAUAUCAAAUUGUUUACUAUUUAAAUACGAUAAACCUUGUUUUAUAAAAAUCAAAACCUCAGGAUAUUUGCUUACUUAUCACUGUAGGUCUCUCCAUUGAUAAAGAUGGAUCCAUUGUUUUGUGUGUGGCAGUGCUGGUUAGCAAGAUAAGCAAUAUGUUUUAGAAAAACCUAAGUUGUCUUAGAAUAAAGUUGAAAAUCUUGAUUAUCUUUUAAUUUUAAUUUUAAAAAGUUUGUGUGUUACAUUACUGUCAUCUACAAAUUUUAUGUUCCAUGGAUUUUUCUCUUAAAAUGUGCCAGAUACCUUUUUGUGCUUUGGAUGGAUUUUUAUUUAUGUAUACUAUUUUGUAUUCAGUUGUUGUUUGUUUUUUAUUUUGAGUGGAGUGCCCAUUGAUUUAAAUUAUAUUUAUUUUUGUACUUACUGUAAUUUCCACCAGCUUUGCUUCUAGGCAGGCAGCAAAAUAAACUUU
Messenger RNA from Dromiciops gliroides (monito del monte), 5282 nucleotides. It is a transcript of the gene CCP110, whose product is annotated as centriolar coiled-coil protein 110. The transcript is spliced from 15 exons. The record is from RefSeq and is a predicted model, not a curated record. Gene Ontology annotation, cellular component: centriole. The coding region runs from base 216 to 3221 and encodes 1001 amino acids. NCBI's taxonomy places the organism in Eukaryota, Metazoa, Chordata, Mammalia, Microbiotheria, Microbiotheriidae. Gene Ontology annotation, biological process: centrosome duplication; centriole replication; regulation of cytokinesis.